Messenger RNA from Sparassis crispa, 237 nucleotides. RefSeq lists its product as hypothetical. The record is from RefSeq and is a predicted model, not a curated record. The transcript has 2 exons. The coding region runs from base 1 to 237 and encodes 78 amino acids. NCBI's taxonomy places the organism in Eukaryota, Fungi, Basidiomycota, Agaricomycetes, Polyporales, Sparassidaceae.
AUGAAUACUGUAACGGCGCCAGGCCAAUUGGCGCCUCGUCCGCACCCCGGACGCAGAACGCGCAGGAUCACCCGUGCCGGUUCCUGGCCCACGCUUCUCUUCUCGAAGAUCGCGGCAUUUCAAGGUUUCCAAUCCGGUCCAUCAGCCCGCACGGGUUAUGCAAAGGCUAGAGAGCUAAACGUCGUCGAUGUCGUCAGCGGCGCCCAGAUCCCCCAGUUCCUCGGCGCCUUCUGCUGA